CAAACAAUGCAAGAAACUACCGAAAAGGAACACACCCAUAGAUACGUGAUGUAUUACAAAGGUGAGGACAAAGCGGCAAAGGCUCUUGGCAAAACAUACGGACUGGAGUAUAUUAAAACGGUCUGCAAAGAGCAUUUUACCUUCAAAGAUAGUCUUUCUCGGACUCCAACAGAAAUCGAAGAAGUAGUUAAAACAAUGAAAGGCAAAGACACUAAGCUUAUAGAUAUAUACGAAGAUAAGAAAAGCAAUCUACAAAGACUUUCAUUUGUACCAGAACCGAUGACUUCUUUCAAUAUAACUGACAACUAUUGGUCAAAACAAUGGCAUUUGGAACCAGGAAAGAAACCUUCUAUGGGCGUGUACGAGGCCUGGAAGAAAGGUUACUCUGGCAAGGGAGUUGUUAUAGCAGUGCUGGACGAUGGAAUGGACAUUAACCACAUCGAUUUAAAAGAUAAUUAUAAUGGUAUACUUAGUAAGAAUUUUGUUCAUGACGAGAUUGGAGGUAUACAUGUUGCAGAUGAUGACGGGCAUGGAACACGAUGUGCAGGCAUUGCAGCCGCUGCCAAGAACGAUAAUUGUGUUAUAGGAGUUGCCUACGAGGCUACAAUAGCAUCUUUACGGAUACUUGAUGAGCAAUCAACUGUGUCUGUUACUGUGGAUGCUCUAACGCAUGAACUAGACAAAAUUGAAAUCUUCAGCAAUAGUUGGGGUUAUCCUGGCAACGGAUAUGGAUAUGAUCCGUUAUUUGAAAUGGAAGAGGCUGCUUUGAUUCAAGGAAUAACUACGGGGCGUAAUGGCAAGGGAGCAAUUUAUAUAUUUGCUGCCGGUAACGACGGUGCGAAAUUUGACGACUGUACAGCAGCAGGUCAUAUCAACAACAUUUAUACAAUCAGCGUUAAUGCACUGGACCCGGAUGGUAGUCUAGCUAGUUAUUCAGAGGAAUGCACAAGUAUGAUGGUUGCAACAUAUGGAGGUGACAAACUCAACAGAACAAAUAGUUUAAUUGCAACCACGAUAAGAAAUGAUUCAUGUACAGACGACUUUUUGGGGACAUCAGCUGCAUGCCCUAUAGCUGCAGGCAUUGUGGCAUUUGCACUGCAAGCAAACCCUGAUCUAACAUGGAGAGAUGUUCAGUAUCUUAUAGCGAUGACGUCAUCUUAUGAGGACGUACCAGGAGAUAUAUACCAGACAAAUGGUGCAGGGCUAAAUGUCAGCGUAUCUCACGGGUUUGGAUUGAUGAACGCCGACAGAAUGGUCAUGGCUGCAGAGUCAUGGACAACUGUACCUGACAAAAUAAUAUGUGUUGGUAAAACACAAAUUGUCAACGAGUGCUGUACAGAUUUUAUUGAAGCUAAAUACGAUGUACAAAACUGCCAUAUAAAGCAUUUAGAACAUGUAGAAGUACACGUGUAUUUUGAAGCAAUUUGGCGGGAAUACAUAGAACUUCAUCUUAUAUCACCGUUUGGAACUGAUAGCAGGAUUUUGCGUCAGAGAAGGGCAGAUUUCGAAACAUCAGCUGUUGAUUGGACGUUUCUGACAGUGUUUAAUUGGGGUGAGGAUCCUACUGGAAACUGGACCAUCAGGAUGGAUGACUUUCUUACAUGUGAUAACGAGAUAUAUUUGUAUACAUGGUCGCUAACAUUGCAUGGUACAGUCACAGACCCAAAAGCUGGAACACCCAAAAACGGUACACUGGGAGGGUAUUGUGGUGAUGACGUAAGCUGUGUUGAAGAUCUUCACUGUCUUCUGGGCUUUAAUCUGUGUGUCUCGUGUAAUAUAUCAGACUACAAAAUCAUCAACGGAUACUGCGCUAAAGAUAGAACAACUGGUGGAUAUUGUGAUGAUAACAACAUAUGUGAAGCUGAAGAGUCAUGGUGCAAUGAUGAUAAUUUCUGUGAACAAUGUGACACGAGUUUCCGCAGAUACGAGGAUAACUGUUAUCAGGAUGGCAAAUUAGGCGGAUUCUGUGAUUACAGUUUGUCCUGCUCUGAGCCAGAUGUUGGUUGUAAUGGGCUGAUAAACCGCUGUAUAAACUGCACUAACGGAUUCCAUACUAUACGUGGAUAUUGCACUGAAGAUGGAACAAUAUACGGAUAUUGUGAUUCAGAGAUACAAUGUAACACGGAGGAAUCUGAAGCAUGUUCUCCGACGAAUAAUUGGUGCGUUACGUGUUAUACGGACUAUGGACAACACAUCAUAGAUGGAUUCUGUAUUGACGACGGAACGAUUGGCGGAUUUUGCAGUGAUCUUGUACCAUGUACAGACGGUGUUAGCGGGUGUGAUCUAGAGAUGAACAGGUGUGUAGCGUGUACAACCGAGGGUUUCCACAUUAUCAAUAGCAUUUGCAGAAAAGAUGGUUUACUACACGGUUAUUGUAACGAGACUGUUAAAUGUCCAGACGACAUAGGGUGUCACCAUCAGCUGAAUGUUUGUAUCGUAUGUUCAACCCCCAAUUAUCGCAUUGUAGGCGAUGGAUUCUGUAGGGAAGAUGGGUCAGCAGGUGGCUAUUGUGAUACUAAUAUAACGUGUGGACAAGCAUUGUCGGGUUGUAUGAAAGACACGAACACGUGCGGUAUUUGUUAUGCUGGAUAUCACCUUGACAACGAAUUUUGUAUUCAAGGUCGGUUUACUGACAACAAAAUUCCCAAGAUUGACGAUGUUUCACGAUAUUUUAUGAUAAUCGGUUGUUUAUUUGGCGGAACAACUUCCGGUAUAGCUAUUUCUGCUCCUAUAUGCUUCAUUAUAGUUAGAAUACUAUUUCCUCCAAAACAGAAACCUGUCACCAUCAAUGGAAAAGGUACCUUCAAGACUGAGGGAGAAAUUAACAAAGGAUUUGUGUCGCAAAACUAAUGCGCAAUCAACUUUUUGAUACUUUGAAGAUUUAGUUG
Ruditapes philippinarum (Manila clam) is the source of this 2888-nucleotide messenger RNA. Its product is annotated as neuroendocrine convertase 2-like. Gene Ontology annotation, biological process: protein processing. The record is from RefSeq and is a predicted model, not a curated record. The transcript is spliced from 21 exons. The coding region runs from base 7 to 2850 and encodes 947 amino acids. NCBI's taxonomy places the organism in Eukaryota, Metazoa, Mollusca, Bivalvia, Venerida, Veneridae. Gene Ontology annotation, molecular function: serine-type endopeptidase activity. Gene Ontology annotation, cellular component: Golgi membrane; trans-Golgi network.